This is a messenger RNA of Cannabis sativa, 1266 nucleotides long. RefSeq lists its product as uncharacterized. The transcript has 2 exons. Lineage: Eukaryota; Viridiplantae; Streptophyta; Magnoliopsida; Rosales; Cannabaceae. Bases 1 to 1266 code for a protein of 421 amino acids. The record is from RefSeq and is a predicted model, not a curated record.
AUGGAGUGCUAUGAGAUUGAUGAGAGGCUUCGAGAGAAGAAUGAGAUUACGAUGGCUGCAGUUCAAGUUUCAAAAAAAAUAAAGUCAGAAGUGGCAACUUGCAUUGUGAAGAAAGCUGGAAGCCCAACUGAGAAGAAAGUUGGCCCAAAUCUAAAUAUAAGGUACCUUGGUAUUCCAAUUUGCUCCAAGAAAAUAUCUGCAGCUGACUGUAAUAGUAUCCUUGAGAAGAUGGUGGCACGCAUUAAAGUUUGGAGUUCGAGGAACUUGUCCUAUAUGGGGAGAAUAACACUCAUCAACUCGGUGUUAAUUAUUAUUCACUCAUAUUGGGCUCAAAUCACAAUAUUGUCCAAGAAAUUGCUAAAGGAUGUAGAGAGCAUGUGUAGAGCGUUUCUUUGGAAAGGCAUGACAACCAACUCAGGUCCUGGAUUAGUAGCAUGGCAACAGAUAUGUGCACCAAAGAAAGCUGGGGGACUAGGAUUUCGAAACAUUCAUGAUUGGAAUACUGCAGCAAUGGGGAAAUAUGUCUGGGCAAUUGCCACCAAAAAAGACAAUUUAUUUGUCAAAUGGAUCAAUGAAGUAUAUUUGAUGGGGAAGAAUUGGUGGGAGUACCCGCCACCAACCGAUUGCAGCUGGUACUGGAAGAGAAUUGUAGCAGUCAAGAACACCCUCACAACCAAGAUUGAUCAACAAACCUUUGCGGCUUUGAGGUAUGAUAUCAAAACUGGUAUUGAUCUAUUGUUUAACAAACCUGUGGAUGUAAACUGGAGUAAGAUAGUUUGGAAUAGGCAGACUAUACCGAAACACAGGGUUAUUUUAUGGUUGAUAAUGUUGCAAAAACUCAGAACAAAAGAGCAAAUACAAAAGUUCAAUCCCUUGGUAGAUGAGACUUGUUUAUUGUGUAGUAAUGGAUCCGAAACAUUGGAACACCUCUUCUUUACUUGUCAUUACAGCAACAUGUGUGUACAAGGCGUUAAAGAUUGGCUGGAAUGGAAAACAUCGACAAACAGUUUGCUGCAGCUAGCUAAAUGGACAGAUAAAUCGAAGUUAUCUACAACUCGGAAGAGUAUUUUUCAUGCUGCUCUUGCUGCCACGGCUUACCAUAUAUGGAGGGUCCGAAAUGAUGCUCUUUGGAAUCAAAAGGUAUGGUGUAUUCGGAAUACUGUACAGAAAAUCAAAAUAGAUUUGGAAUAUAGAAUAUGUCAUGUAAUGCCCAAAAAGGCUAAAGCUAUAGAUAGAGAAUGGUUCAUGGGAAGAUGUACACAAUAG